AUGUCAGAGAGUUCUACAACAACAUCGACAACAUCGACUACAAUGGUCGAUGAUACCCCAAUGGUAGAUGAGACCAACAACAACGGAAACAACAACAAUGGAAACAAUGAGAUGGUAUCAAUCACAGAGAACUCUGCAACUAUACAAUAUAACAGCAAGAAGGAGGUGUUUUACAACCCUGUUCAAGAAUUCAACAGAGAUAUGUCGAUUCUGAUGAUUCGUUUAUUCAUCGAACAACGCAACAAGGAGUUGGUAGAGAAGAAGAAGGAGCCCAAGAAGGUCAAGAUCCUCGAGGCGCUCUCUGCCACCGGUCUGCGAUCAAUUCGUUACGCAAAGGAGCUUGACGGCGUCGACUAUAUCUUGUCCAACGAUAUUGAGGAGCCGGCCGUCAAGUCGAUCGAGAAGAACCGUGAUCUGAACAAUGUUGACAAGAACCUCCUCAGACCAAACCAGGGCGAUGCCACCACUGUCAUGUACAACCAUCGCGACCCACAGGACCAGUUUGACAUCAUCGACAUUGACCCCUAUGGAUCACCUUGCAACUUCCUGGACGGUGCUGUCCAGGCCGUCUCAGAGGGUGGUCUGCUCUGUGUGACCGCCACCGACUCGGCGGUUCUCUGUGGCAACCAUCCAGAGGCAUGCUUCCACAAGUACUCAUCAGUGCCACUCAAGGGUGACUUCUGUCAUGAAUUCGGUAUUAGGAUACUUCUCCACACGAUUGAAUCACAUGCCAAUCGUUAUAAGCGUCACAUUGUACCUAUACUUUCACUCAGUGUGGACUUCUACAUCAGAGUGUUUGUGAGAGUGUACACAUCGCCACUGGAGUGCAAGCGUAGUUUCUCAAAGUUGGCAAACAUCUUUAGCUGCGUUGGCUGUGGCAGCUACACAACUGUGCCACUGGGCAUCGUGGAGGUCGAGGGUAAGAGCACCAAGUAUAAGCUGCCCAACCUUGGCAAGUUCCUGGACAGCACCACAUGCAAGUUCUGCACCAAGCCACUGCAAAUGGCAGGUCCAUUCUGGAACAAGUCUCUCCACAACAAGGACGCUUGCAAGACUGCAUUGAAGUACAUAGAGGAUCAUCCCAAGGCGUUCAACACUUGCAAGAGGAUGUUUGGCGUGCUGACCUCUGCGUUUGAGGAGCUGGAAGACGUGCCCUUCUACUUCAAGAGCGAUCACUUCACCUCUGUGUUGCACACCAACACUCCCUCGAUCGCCAUCAUCAGAUCGGCCAUUUUGAACGGUGGAUACAAGGUGUCGUCCAGCCACGUUCAAUCAGUGAUCAAGACCAAUGCUCCAUUCGAUUUCAUGUGGGACGUGUUCAGAACAUAUGCCAAGUCUCAUCCACCAAAGAACACCUCACUAACAUCUCCAGCUCACUUCAUUCUGGCCACUGAACCAAAGCAUGUGAUCAACUUUGAUUUACAUCCACAGGCAAACGGAGCAACACCAGACGUACCCAAGUAUCUGCCAAACCCAACCGAGAACUGGGGACCACAGGCAAGAGCAGGAAAGCGUGGAAAUGAAGGCGAUGAGACAGUUGCAGAGAAGCGUAUCAAGAACCAGGGAAAGUACACAAAGCAGAAGGAGCCAAAGGGUUCAUGGAAGCAUAUCCCUUGCAAGCGAAUGUUUGAGAUUGGAGAAUGCUCCAAGGGUGCCAGCUGCAAGUAUUCACACGAGAAGCCAGACACAACCACUGCCACAACCGAAACUGACAACAACACCAACACCAACAACAACAACAACUCAUAA
Messenger RNA from Acytostelium subglobosum LB1, 1749 nucleotides. RefSeq lists its product as hypothetical. The coding region runs from base 1 to 1749 and encodes 582 amino acids. The transcript has 4 exons. Gene Ontology annotation, molecular function: RNA binding; metal ion binding. The record is from RefSeq and is a predicted model, not a curated record. Gene Ontology annotation, cellular component: nucleus. NCBI's taxonomy places the organism in Eukaryota, Evosea, Eumycetozoa, Acytosteliales, Acytosteliaceae. Gene Ontology annotation, biological process: tRNA N2-guanine methylation.